Messenger RNA from Symsagittifera roscoffensis, 1141 nucleotides. RefSeq names its product splicing regulator SDE2-like. The transcript has a single exon. Lineage: Eukaryota; Metazoa; Xenacoelomorpha; Acoela; Convolutidae. The record is from RefSeq and is a predicted model, not a curated record. Gene Ontology annotation, cellular component: nucleus. The coding region runs from base 5 to 976 and encodes 323 amino acids.
GAAAAUGUUUCUUCAUUUGCCCACACGUUGUGUUGUUCAACUAAGUCAAAGCCAAAUGACAGAAGUCUUGCACGAAAGUAACCCAUCUGCUUAUUUCACAAGCGAAGGGAGAAUUAUUGAAAAUAUCUCACAGAUAACUUCAGAGCAUGUUUUUCUUCACGUGAAGCUAGUCGGAGGUAAAGGUGCCUUCGGGUCGCUGUUGCGGUUCAUUGGUUCGCAAAUUGAAAAGACGACGAACCGAGAAGCGAUGCGUGAUUUAAGUGGUCGACGACUCCAUGACGUCAACAACGAACAGAGGUUACAAGAGUGGAAUGACCGGCAAGCUGAACGAGAACGACAACGGGAAGCCGAGAAGGAAGAACGACUGAAGAAAAUCAGAGAAGGCCCGAAGCACAAUUUUGAUGACCAGAAAUAUUUUGAUCAGAAAAACACAAUCCGAGACAGUUUAGAAGACGCAUUAAACACAGCACUCAAAAAUUCAGAACCUCAAAAUGACAAACCCUCGUCUAGUAAAAUGAAUGGUCAGAAAAGUGCAAGUAAAACACCCACGAAACCAAUGGUUAAGAAGUCAAAAGGUAUACUGGAUAUGGGUUUGCCAGAUGGUAUUGACUCAGAUUUGUCAAGCUCAGAUGAAAGUGAAGACGAAUCAAAAGAUAAAACUCCAAAAAGUUUAACCUCAAAUAAUGUCACUGAUAACAAAUUAGAUCAAUGUGGAGCAAAAACUACAAGUCUUUAUAAAAAAACAUGCAAACAAACCUCAUCUGAAGCAGAAAGCGAAGAGCAAUCUUAUGAUAAUACAGCCAAAAUGACAGAUAAUAAUGAAAACGGCGGAAAACUCGAGAAAGAUUCAGUUGAUCCAAAUCCUAACGUUUCUUCGGGUUCGAGAAAGCGCAAACCUGAAAUUGAGAGACGUGAAAAUCAAAAUGAAGAAACUAGUGAUUCGGAGCCCAAAAAGAAAAGGAUUGACAAUAAUUGAGUGAACUGAUCUAGUCUAGCAUAGACUAUGACGAGUCUGUACGACAGCUGGCUCAGCAGAAUAUUGCUAAAAUAAUUUAGUUUCAACAAGAUUGCCAAUCUUUUCGUUUUUGUUUGUGCGGUACCAAGUUCUAAUAGUAAAAGCUUAAUUUAACGUUCUUGAUUA